Molecule: messenger RNA, 519 nt
Organism: Penaeus chinensis
Lineage: Eukaryota; Metazoa; Arthropoda; Malacostraca; Decapoda; Penaeidae
Product: CAX-interacting protein 4-like
Exons: 1
Coding region: 1-519 (172 amino acids)
Source: RefSeq, a predicted model, not a curated record
AUGAAUAAGGUUCAAUUAAAAAUCUGUCACCGAGGCGGCAGAACUGAUCAUUUGGCAAUAGCCUGUACAAACGAGAGAGAUCAUGUCAACAUCUUUGAAGAAAAAGAUUUCCCAACCAUUAGCAUCGACAAAGUAAUGAUGAACACCAGUGAAGACGUGGGAAAUGGCCAGCAUAACGAACUCCUUGACUACGUGUGGAGACAAGACGAAGAAGUGCAUAAAACCAAUCAGAUUCACGAAGAUAGUGAAACGGAAGAAAUCGGGGAAGAAAUACGCGUGAAGAAUCAAGACGCAGAAGAUGCAAGAGAGCCAACGCAAGAUAAACCCGAGAUAAAAGAAAGUGAUGAAAAAACGAAGAAUGAAGCUGAGAUUGAAGACGAAAUGGGUAUUGCAGAGAAGAAAAGAGAAAGAAGGAAACAUGGAAAUAUAUCAAAAGAGUAUUCAGAUGAAGGGGAAGAAAAUGAAAUGGAAAUGCAAGCCUGCAAGAGAAAAAUGAGGAAACCAGAGCAGAGAGAAUGA